Messenger RNA from Hymenoscyphus albidus, 2025 nucleotides. The record is from the annotation of a GenBank genome assembly. NCBI's taxonomy places the organism in Eukaryota, Fungi, Ascomycota, Leotiomycetes, Helotiales, Helotiaceae.
AUGGCAAAAUUAGCAAGCGAGGAGACUCCUCUACUCAUCGCUUCCGGAACUGGCCCGGCCAUCCAGGCCUCACAACCACAAGGUGAUCUCCUCACUCGGAAAAUAUCAAAUAAUGGCGACACCACAACAUCAAAAUCAACUAAUGUUGAAUACGAAAAUGUGCCGUUACCAAAAUUUCAGAUUUUCGUCUUAUGCGUCGCGAGAGUGAUCGAGCCAAUGGCAUUUUUCGGCAUUUUUCCUUUCGUAAAUAAAAUGAUAUGGGAGACUGGCGAUAUAGACGAGUCAGACGUUGGGUUCUACAGUGGUUUAAUUGCAUGCCAACAUCUCCCCAUUUAUCCUGUCAUUGAGUUAGUCUUAUGACACUGAAGAAGCAGAAUGCUAACAGAAACUUUCCCUCUUUAGGAAUCAAUGUUUUCCUUCACACAAAUGUUGUUGAUGAUUAUGUGGGGUAAUCUCUCGGAUCGGACUGGAAGGAAACCAGUCAUGGUUUUUUCGUUGACGGGUGUUGCAUUUGGAACAGCGUUAUUUGGUUUCAGCAAAACUAUAUGGCAAAUGAUUCUGUUUCGGUGCUGCGCUGGAAUCUUUGCUGGAACGGUAGUGUUCGUACAGAUGAAAACCCAUUGUUCUUCAGCAUAUACUAAUGAGACUAUAGAACUAUAAGGACGAUGAUCACGGAGAAUAGCACGCGAGAAACUCAGGCGAGAGCUUUCAGCUUUUUUGCUUUCAGCGGCAAUCUUGGAAUUUUGGUUGGACCAUUGCUUGGUAAAUACCCCCAAACGUUUUAUAUCAUCGCUCCUAAUCACUGAAGAUUUUUAGGCGGGGCUCUUUCAGAGCCAGCAAAGCAGUAUCCAAAGGUAUUUGGACAUUUGGCCAUCUUUAAACAGUUCCCGUAUAGCCUUCCAACUUUGGUGAGCGGACUUCUAGCUUUGCUAGCAACUGGUGUUUGUUGGGUGUUUUUAAAAGAGGUUAUUAUGAUUGUCUCCCAACUUUUCGAGUUGUGAUUAACAUACACCUAGACGUUGAAAAGAAGAGUUGCAGAUGCCCCGGCUCCUCCCCCAAUUGCAACGAUGGACAUCAUCAGAUCUCCCGGGGUACCAAUCAUUUUGUUCCUUUAUGGUCACGUAAUGCUUCUUGGACUGGCAUACACAGCUGGUAGAUAUAGUUCUCCCAAGUCUCACUGACAAGACUAAUCGGUUCAAGUGUCUCCAGUUUACUGGUUUACCGAUAUAUCGAUUGGUGGUUGUUCUUUCACUCCCAUGCAAAUUUCCUACUUUCUUGCUGGAAUUGGAAUUUCGCAAGCAACAUGGCUACUCCUCGUCUUCCCGCCUCUGCAAUUAAAAUAUGGCACGGGAAACGUUUUGCGUUUGUGCCUAUACGCAUGGCCUUUCUUUUUCGCGGCCGCACCACUUUGUAAUUGGUUUUUGAGAAAGGGAUGGACAACAGCCUUCUGGAUUGUGGCUCCGACAAUAAUGAUUGGGGGCAGCGGAGUAGCCAUGGCAUUUAGUCAGUCACGCCUUUCGACGAAUCCUAGAUUGACAUGCUAACACGAUUUUGCAGCUGCUGUCCAACUGGCUCUGAACGAUAUUUCUCCCUCCCAGCGAAGUCUCGGUACUCUCAAUGGAGUAGCUCUUACAUUGACCUCGGGAAUCCGCACGAUAGGGCCAGCUAUUUUCACGAGCUUGUUCGCAGUUGGUGCUCGCACACAGUUUCUGAAUGGGUAUUUAGUGUGGGUGAUUCUGAUUUUGGUUGCGCUUUUAGGGAUUGUAGGGAUGAGAUACUUCCCUGAGGAAGCUGAAGGGAGGGUAAAGAAGCAGGCUGUGGUCGAGGAAUGAGGUUUCUUUGAAUGAUACUAUUAUUGUGUAAGCUGUCUUUACAGAAAAGACUCGCAACAAGGAUAUGGAUGGGCCCGGAUAUAGUAUGCUAAACACAUGAACGAGGAUAUCCUUAUGGCGAGUUCCUUAGCAUAGGCAACGGCAAGGUCACAUAUUUAAGUGUUAGGAAUACAUAAACUAGUUACUCGUAGAG